AUAGCCUCUUCACUGCUGCUAUAUCCAUUGAAUAAAAGUAUCAACAACAGCAGUAUUUGUGAACAUGAAUAUCCAAUCAUAGACAAAAAAGGUUUUUGAUGUUAAAAUUGAUUGUUGCUCUGGUGGUAAUUUCAAAUUUUCAAUUUAUGGCUUUAGCACCUAGUCCUCGCCAAACUUACAUUCCUCUACCGUCCUCCAAUUCAGGUAGGCGGCAUGUCGAUCAUGAAGUAGUUCUAAAACCAGUACCCAUUUUUAUCGUCACCCAUGAAUCUCAACUUCCAGCAACAUUUCUCAACCCUUCCCCAAAAAAUGAGUUGGUUGUUGGACUUGAUUGCGAGGGUGUUGACCUCUGUCGAUAUGGAACUCUCUGCAUUGUGCAGCUUGCUUUUCCGGAUGCUAUUUACCUAGUUGAUGCAAUUCGUGGUGGGAAAAAGUUGAUUAAUGCCUGUAAGCCUGCUCUUGAGUCUAUGUAUGUCACAAAAGUUAUUCACGACUGCAAACGGGAUAGUGAGGCAUUAUACUAUCAGUUUGAUAUCAAGUUGCACAAUGUUAUGGAUACCCAGAUAGCAUAUUAUCUGAUAGAGGAACAGCUGGGGAAGAAGAGGGCACCAGAUGACCAUAUCUCUUUUGUGCGCCUUCUUGCAGAUCCACGCUAUUGUGGUAUAUCAUAUGUCGAGAAAAAAGAAGUCCGUUCCCUUCUGAGGGAGGAUCCUCAGUUUUGGACUUACAGACCAUUAUCUGAGCUGAUGGUCCGUGCGGCUGCUGAUGAUGUUCGCUUUCUUCCAUACAUAUUCCAUAAGAUGAUGGAGAAAUUGAGUGAACAAUCAUUGUGGAGACUUGCAGUUCGUGGUUCACUUUGUUCUCGGUGCUUCUGCAUAAGUGACAAUGGAUAUGCGGAUUGGCCAGCAAUCCCUUCCAUUCCAGAGUUCCUCAAUGUGGAAAGAGAUACUUUGGAAGAGGAGAUUCUGUCAGUACUUGAUGUGCCAGCCAGGAAAAUGGGAUGCGUUAUUGGUAGAAAAGGGUCCUCGAUUUUGUCAAUCAAAGAAUCAUGCAAGGCAGAAAUCCUAAUCGGUGGAUCAAAGGGGACGCCAGACAAGGUUUUCAUCAUCGGACCCCUGAAGCAGGUAAGGAAAGCAGAAGCAAUAUUGAGGGGCAGGAUGUUGUGAGAUACUUUUGACCCUUUUGCUGCACCUGGAGGAUGUUUUGAGAUACUUUUGACCCUUUGCUGCACCUAGAAGCCAAAGUUUUGCAUUUAUAUUACUCGAUUGUCACGCUAAACAAACUUGAGUGAGACACAUCUCACUUCUUUUGCUAAUAGAUGAAUUCAUCUCACGUUGGAUGGGGUGCUAAAUGAAUGCAUA
This is a messenger RNA of Nicotiana attenuata, 1361 nucleotides long. RefSeq lists its product as uncharacterized. The record is from RefSeq and is a predicted model, not a curated record. The transcript has 10 exons. Gene Ontology annotation, biological process: nucleobase-containing compound metabolic process. Gene Ontology annotation, molecular function: RNA binding; 3'-5' exonuclease activity. The coding region runs from base 99 to 1166 and encodes 355 amino acids. NCBI's taxonomy places the organism in Eukaryota, Viridiplantae, Streptophyta, Magnoliopsida, Solanales, Solanaceae.